AUGAAGUUGUCCAUUCGCUUUGCUGCCUCCUUUCCAACUGGUCAACUCAUGGCUGUGAUUUGCAUAUUCGGGCCUAAAUUAAACGGCAGGUUGGGUGGCUAUUCCAGAGUUGACGUCAGCAAUUUCAGCUCCAUCACGGCUGUUGGUUGGCUUGGAGGCAGAGCAAGGAGUGAGUGGGUUGUGUUGAGAUAG
This is a messenger RNA of Protopolystoma xenopodis, 192 nucleotides long. The record is from the annotation of a GenBank genome assembly. Lineage: Eukaryota; Metazoa; Platyhelminthes; Monogenea; Polystomatidea; Polystomatidae.